Molecule: messenger RNA, 787 nt
Organism: Trichomycterus rosablanca
Lineage: Eukaryota; Metazoa; Chordata; Actinopteri; Siluriformes; Trichomycteridae
Gene: tma16
Product: translation machinery associated 16 homolog
Exons: 7
Coding region: 74-676 (200 amino acids)
Cellular component (GO): nucleus
Source: RefSeq, a predicted model, not a curated record
UGAGCGUGUGCAGCACCAUUAACGGUCCCCCGUACCAACCCCACGUGUAAACAAGCUGUUCAGGACAUCCGCGAUGCCGAAAGCGUUGAAAGGGAAAAACGCGGCGGAGAAGAAGGUGGUUCAUCCGUACAGCCGGAAGGCCGCGUACAUGAACAGAGCCGCUAUCAGACAGGACAGGAAAGAGAAAUUGAAAGGCGAAAAGGCUCAGCGAUUAAAUCUGAUCAGGGAGAAGCUUCUGUGGUUCCAGAGUCGGCUGACCCCCGAGAAGUCCGAAUACUCCAAAGCAGAGGCGUGCGAGAUCGUCGAGAGGUAUCUGCACCGGUUCGACGGCGAGCUGGAGCAGAUCGAGCUGGCCAACAGCAUCAAGGGGCGGCAGGGGCGGCUGCACGGCUCCAGAGAGGCCGUCGUGAGGCAGAUCAUGGAGCGGGAGAGGGCGCAGUACGACGGGAACGGGUUCGAGAUCCCGGAUAUAAUCAACGCCAAGCAUCUGAAGACCUUCAGGGAGUGGAACGGUGACCUGAAGAAGCUGCCCAACAUCAAGUUCCGCAAGGUGUCCGCCAAAGGCCUGGAGAACGCCCACAGUAAAGAGGAGGAACCUGAGGAGGAAUUUGAGGAGGAACCUGAGGAGGAACCUGAGGAGGACGAGGCAGCUCCCGACUCUGAUGAAGAUGUAUAAUGCUUAAUGCCUAAUGGACUAAAAUAUAUAUGUAUAUGUUUUUAUUUUAGUGCUAUAAACUGUGUGUGUUGUAACUCUGGAGAAUAAAAGCCACGAUGCUGCUCCGGCCAA